Spodoptera littoralis (African cotton leafworm) is the source of this 336-nucleotide messenger RNA. The record is from the annotation of a GenBank genome assembly. NCBI's taxonomy places the organism in Eukaryota, Metazoa, Arthropoda, Insecta, Lepidoptera, Noctuidae.
AUGACUGUAAAAAUGCUGCUUAUAAUAAUAUGUCAAAGUGAUGAACUCAGAAAUGACUAUCCAUCGGCUAUUAACGAAUGGUCUCAAAGGGCCGAGACGCGGCCAUUGAAUUCAGCUAUUAGAAUACGUGUGCAGGACAAAUGUUGGAGAUCAUCCUUCAUAUUUGACGUGGCAUCGCUUCGACAUAAUGUCAUCCAUUUAGCGAUACCAUGCACUAUUAUUGUCGUAGCAGCCAUUAAUGUUGAAUCCAAUCAAUCACUUACAACAUCGGUCUAUUGUCAUUUCAAUUCUAGUUUCGGUCAUUCGUUGGACAAUUAUCAACUUUCUACAAAUUGA